CCGCGGCGUUGGCGACGGCCUGGGCGGGGUGGGGCGGGGCCGGGUCAGGAGGAGGUGAGCGCGCCCGGCCACCCGCCCCGAGGGGGGUUCCCGGAGAGUUCACGGCGGGAGCGCGCUCCGGCCCUUCGGCCUGGGGUGGGGAGGACGGGAAGGAAGGAGGAGGCCGCGCGCGCCGAGCCGCAGGAAUGUUCUGCUGGGCUCAGGAGCGCGCGCGGAGGGAGAGGGAGGAGCCAGGCCUGGGAAUGAGGGGGUGGAGGUAGCGCAGGUCCCCGGGCUCAAGCGAAACGCCGAGCGCCGGGAACCUCCAUGUUCCCGUCUCUCUAGUCCUUUCUAGACACUCCCGACUAAUGAGUUGUGUGGAAAAAUAAGAUAAAAUAAGUGUGUGUGUGUGUGGGGGGGGUGGUGGCUGGGGAGGGAAUUCGAAAGGAAAUGCGUAUGAUUGGCUCGUGCAUUUCUUCCCCUCUCCUGGACCGGGGCACGCGCCUAAGUACAGAGCCUCUGGUUAUGGAGAGCGAGUGUUUGCAAGCGUUCUCCUAAGCCAGAUGUGUUUGCAGACCUAUGUGCACCCAUGACUUUAUGUGCGUGCAGCUAUGCACGUGCACUCUUGCAUAUUUGCAGAUGCACGGUGCCUGCCAAGAUAAAUGCAUGCACGGAUGUGUGUCAAAGCAAGCGCGCGCCACAGUGCGAGUGUAUGUGUAUGUGUGUGCGCUCCACUCCCAGCUCUGUUCAUCUCGGUGCCCGGCCCCCUUCGCUCUCCAAGCCCCACCCCCACCCCUCGGGCUUCGAUUUUACAAAAGGUCUACCCAGUGCUAGCGGCUGAGGCGCCCUGUGUGAUCAGGUCCCGGGCUGCAGCCGGAGCUCCAGCUUUGUACCCCACCCAAUCCCUUUCCCCAGCUGGGGAUCCCCUUCUUCCCCGCCCACCCCUUACCCCCCAUGCAGCGGGGCGCCCUACGCUAGCCCUCCCCCUCCCCCCCCUGCAGGAGCGGGACGCCGCCGGGGGAGGAGGGGGAAUCGCUUGCGGGUCCUCGGUGUUCCUAGCACCCAGCUUCCCUCCAAGCCGGGUCGCGAUGUACGACUGCAUGGAAACGUUUGCCCCGGGUCCGCGAAGGCUGUACGGGGCGACCGGGCCCGGGGCCGGCUUGCUGCGUAGAGCCUCGGGCAGCUCCUGUUUCGCUGGACUGGAGUCUUUUGCCUGGCCGCAACCCGCCAGCCUGCAAUCGGUGGAGACACAGAGCACCAGCUCAGAGGAGAUGGUACCCAGCUCACCCUCACCCCCACCACCUCCCCGGGUCUACAAGCCAUGCUUCGUGUGCAAUGACAAGUCCUCUGGCUACCACUACGGGGUCAGCUCUUGUGAAGGCUGCAAGGGCUUCUUCCGCCGCAGCAUCCAAAAGAACAUGGUGUACACGUGUCACCGAGAUAAGAAUUGUAUCAUCAACAAAGUGACCCGGAAUCGCUGCCAGUACUGCCGGCUACAGAAGUGCUUCGAAGUGGGCAUGUCCAAGGAAGCUGUGCGGAAUGACCGGAACAAGAAAAAGAAAGAGGUGAAGGAAGAAGCGUCUCUUGACAGCUAUGAGCUGAGCCCGCAGCUAGAAGAGCUCAUCACGAAGGUCAGCCGAGCCCAUCAGGAGACCUUCCCCUCACUCUGCCAGCUGGGCAAGUACACCACGAACUCCAGUGCGGACCACCGGGUGCAGCUGGACCUAGGGCUGUGGGACAAGUUCAGUGAGUUGGCCACCAAGUGCAUCAUCAAGAUUGUGGAGUUUGCCAAGCGGCUGCCGGGCUUCACAGGACUCAGCAUUGCCGACCAGAUCACUCUGCUCAAGGCCGCCUGCCUAGACAUCCUGAUGCUUCGGAUCUGCACUCGGUACACCCCAGAACAGGACACCAUGACCUUCUCCGACGGGCUGACUCUGAACCGCACCCAGAUGCACAACGCGGGCUUUGGGCCCCUCACAGACCUGGUCUUUGCCUUCGCUGGGCAGCUCCUGCCACUAGAGAUGGACGACACCGAGACCGGCUUGCUCAGCGCCAUCUGUCUCAUCUGCGGAGACCGCAUGGACCUGGAAGAACCCGAAAAAGUGGACAAGCUGCAGGAGCCCUUGCUGGAAGCCCUGAGGCUGUACGCUCGGCGCCGGCGGCCCAGCCAGCCCUACAUGUUCCCAAGGAUGCUCAUGAAGAUCACCGACCUCCGCGGCAUCAGCACCAAGGGUGCGGAACGGGCAAUAACUCUGAAGAUGGAGAUUCCAGGCCCCAUGCCUCCCCUGAUCCGAGAGAUGCUGGAGAACCCCGAAAUGUUUGAGGACGACUCCUCGCAGCCUGGCCCCCAUCCGAAGGCCUCUAGCGAGGAUGAGGCUCCCGGGAGCCAGGGCAAAGGGCGCUGCAGCCCCAAACCUGACCCGGGCCCCUGACUCCCCGGCCACAGGGUCGGGGCUCCAGGCAGCAGACUGACCAUCUCCCAGACACUGCCGUGCCUAGGGGAGGCUCUGCUCUGCCCUCUCCCCGCCCUUCCAUGAGCUCCUUGUUUUUGCCAAAGUUUUCAGGGGUGCCUCUGUGUUCAUCCCGUUCCUGCUCUAAGCAGCUCCCCUUUGAGUCUUGGGGGCCUGCCUUGCUCCUGGGGAUAAGCCUGGCUUUGGACUGAAAUCUCAGCGCUGCCCUGCCGAGACCCUGGGCCCAGGCUUUCUGGGCCGAGAGGCAGAGCCUGCCUUUCUGCGGUCCCUUCCUUGCCCGGUGCUUAGGCCUCUGGGAGCAAACAGGAACACUAGAGACCAAAAAGGGGGCAGUGGGGGAGGGCUGUGCCCACCCUCUCGCCCCUGCCCUAGGUGCCUAAUGCUGUGGACACACCUGCCCGCACCUAUCAGGUGCACGAUGCCGCGGGCCAGAGCUGGGUGGGCGCAGGCCGGGGCCCUUCCUUUCUGGCAGUGGAGGCCAAGGGCAGAAGGGACAGAAGGGCAGAUGGGCACCUCUUUGCUGGGGCCAAGUGCACCUUGCCCCCUCCGUUACAAGGCUCUCCCCAGCCCUGUCAUGUGCCUUGGGCUCCCCUGCCUCCCAUCUCAGCCAUCAGGGCAGGAGCCCUCCUACACUACACAGGGGUUAGGGGAUCCCUCUCUCCCAGUGCCUUCCCCCUCAACCCUCACAGCAGCUUGGCCCCGGGAGGGGGGUUGGGCGCUGCUUGGCUGAUCCUGCCCUGCCCCAGAGGAAGCCUCUAUUUAUUUAUUAGCUUUUGUUUACACCCCUGAGUUGACCCCUUCCUCCAGGGGUCUUGGGAGGGGGAUCCCAGGGCCCCUGUGACCUCCUACCAUUGUUCUUCCAGCCCCCAGUUUGUAUUUAGCUGCCAAAUAAGAUUCCCACUGGCUACCCCUUUUUCUCUGGGGGGUCAGGGUGCUGUCCCCUCCCCUCUGUUUACAUCUCCCCUCCAGCCCGCUGUAUCGCAUAUUGCUGAGUUUUCUAUUUUUGCAAAAUAAAGUGAUGGAAACUCUUA
This is a messenger RNA of Erinaceus europaeus (western European hedgehog), 3481 nucleotides long. It is a transcript of the gene RARG, whose product is annotated as retinoic acid receptor gamma. Gene Ontology annotation, biological process: regulation of transcription by RNA polymerase II; retinoic acid receptor signaling pathway; cellular response to corticotropin-releasing hormone stimulus. The transcript is spliced from 8 exons. The record is from RefSeq and is a predicted model, not a curated record. The coding region runs from base 642 to 2411 and encodes 589 amino acids. Gene Ontology annotation, molecular function: RNA polymerase II cis-regulatory region sequence-specific DNA binding; zinc ion binding; nuclear receptor activity. NCBI's taxonomy places the organism in Eukaryota, Metazoa, Chordata, Mammalia, Eulipotyphla, Erinaceidae. Gene Ontology annotation, cellular component: transcription regulator complex; nucleus.